UAAUUUUAUUAUUGUUAUUAAAAUAACGGCUUAUAAUCUUCGAAGUGCUGGUAACGAUCCAGAAUUUACUGGUGAUUUAUUAACAAAAACAUCUGAACGUACAGUAAAAAGAUUAACUCUGGACUCAUUAAAUAAUACUACCGAACAAAUUCAAACAAUGUCUCACACUGCACAAAAUUCAGCGAUGAUGAUAUGUUAUCGUGAAUGUUUAUCAAAUCUGGACAAAUUCAAUGGUGGUGAAGAUCAAAAAGUUUCACAAUAUAUUAAUAAUAUUGAAAGGAUUGGAAGAAUGAUUAAUGCAAAUGAUGAUAUUUUACAUUGUAUGUGUACAGCAAAAUUAGAUGGGGAAGUGAAACGCUGGUAUGAAGACAAUAUGACAUUAACCAAAUGGGAAAAUUUAAAACCAGCAUUAUUAGAAAGAUUUACAACAUCGGAUUCAACAUCGAAAAUAUUUGAACAAUUGAAAGAACGAAAACAAAAAUCAGAUGAAACAAUUACAUCGUAUUAUGAUGCUGUCAUCAAAUUAUGUCGUGAGUAUGAUUCAUCCAUGUCACAAAAAAUGAUGAUAUCGUGGUUACAAAAUGGAAUUAAAGAUUCAUUGAAGACUCAAAUUAAACGACAAAUGAAAUUGUUACCUGAAUCAGCACGAACAAUUCAAGCAUUCUUAAAAAUUGCUAAAGAUGAACAAGAAUUACAAGAAGAAGAUUCUUCUGAACUCCAAGCAACACAAUCUUAUUUACCAUACAUUACGAAUACCGUAUCAACAACAGCACAACAAAUACGAAGCAACUCCGAAAGGAUACCAACAUUAACAUACUCACCAUCACGACACACAACAUAUAAACAAUAUGCUCCAUCAUCCAACCCUUUAGAUUCAUUAAAGUCACAACAAAAAAAUUACAGUUCAACUUCCCGACCAUCACCUAUUUUACAUAAACGGGAAUCACAUUAUUCAUCAAUUAAUAAUUCAUCACGACGUCAAGACGUAAAUGUUAAACCUUAUUCACCUACACAACAUGAUUUUCAACGACGACCGUGUGGUGUAUGCCAACGCAUUAAUCAUCGAACAAUUGAUUGUUAUUACAAGAAAUUAUAUGGAUCUGGAACCCGUGAUGGUGGUCACUCCAGUAGUAAAGAAAAUCCAUCAACAACAAAUUAUACAUCACCAACAUCAUCAACUCCUAUUCAUAUAAAAGUUCAAGUAAAUAAUAAACAACAUCAAGCUAUUGUCGAUACUGGAUCUGCAGUCACCAUUAUUAAUCAACAAUUAUUAAAAACAAUUUAUCAUAAGGAAUUUACUUACAAGAAGAAAUUACACAAAUCAGCCAAUUGUUCAUCGAUUAAUAUUAUUGGUGAAAUUCAACUUGAAAUUAAAAUACAAGGACAUAAAACAUUAAUUUUAGCAGAUGUUGCAACUAAUCUUAUUACUGAUUUAUUACUUGGAAAUGAUUGGAUUACAGCAAACAAUGUUAUUAUCGAUUCACCACAACAAUGCAUUUAUCUCACUGACAACAAACGAAACAUUCUAGUAACAGCAACAUUCGUUAAACCGGCACACCUUCAAUUACCAGUACUAUUAACCGAUGAAAUUACUCUUCCACCGCACUCCGAAAAAUGCGUAAACAUCAAAGUAUUAUCACCAACAAUGAACAUAACCGAAGCUUUAUUUGAACCAGCAGCAUAUUUAUAUUCGAAACAAAUGUUACUUACGAAUGCAUUAAUUAAGUUAGAAGACAACAGAAGUCAAGUUAUGAUUUUGAAUGCAAAUGAUCGUCAAAAGACUUUAUCGAAGAAUACAUCAUUAGGAUAUAUUACAUAUCAAUCCAAAGCCAAUAACUAUCUUAUUUUACCAGUAUUAACAAAAAAUAAAACUGAUCGAUCAACACCUAUAACAUCGAAUUUUUACAGAAGGAACAACUCUUUUGUGAGUCGUUCCUGGAUUACUUCAAUGAAUAAUAAGAGGAAAGUUCAAUCUACGAACUUUACCUGUCAAAUGAACGACAAUAUCGAUCCUGAACAUCAAUGUUAUGUAUGUCAAGAACAAUUUUUAUCACGGAAUGAUUUACAACAGCAUUUACGCCGAACAUGUUAUCCAUCAGAAAUGCGAGAACAAAUUGGAAAACUAACUCAACACAUCGAAAACGACAAACAACAACAACAAUUACAGCAACUUUUAUGGAAACAUGGUAAAUUAUUUGAUAUUCGUCAACCGUCCAUCAUCAAAGCUACAGUACAUCACGCUAUUGAAACUGGCACUCAUCCACCAACUUAUACUCCACCAUAUCGUGUUUCUUACAAGGAUGAACAAAUACAGAGAGAAGAAAUUGAUAAAUUACUCAAACAAGGAAUAAUCGAAGAAUCUACAUCACCAUGGUCAUCACCUAUAGUAUUAGUGAGAAAAAAAGAUGGUUCUGUUCGAUUUUGCAUUGAUUUUAGGAAAUUAAACAACAUUACGACCAAAGAUGCAUUUCCUAUGCCUCGAAUCGAUGAUAUCUUUGAUCAUUUAUCAGAAGCCGAAUAUUAUACAACCAUUGACUUUAAAUCUGGUUAUUUUCAAGUGGGACUUGACCCAAAAGAUCGUCCAAAAACAGCUUUCUCAACUCGAGAUCAACAUUAUCAAUUUACAGUAUUACCUCAAGGUGUUACAAAUGGUCCACCAGCAUUUCAACGCAUCGUCAGUCAAAUACUUGGACCUACAAGAUGGCAACAUUCAUUAGCUUAUCUUGAUGAUGUUAUAAUAUAUUCACCAACAUUUGAUCAACACCUUAUUCAUCUCGAUGAUGUUCUUAAUCGAUUAAACAAUGCAAAUUUCCGCCUCAAUGUAAAUAAAUGUCAAAUAGCAAAAACAGCAAUUGAUUUUCUUGGUCAUCACAUCGAACAUAGUAAUGUUAGACCAAAUGCAGACAAUAUUCGUGCAUUAAUAGAAACUCAACAGCCAACAACAGCGAAAGAAGCUUUUCGAUUUGUUAAAGCUGCUGAAUAUUAUCGUAAAUUUAUACCAGGAUUUUCUACUAUUGCACAACCUUUAUAUAAAUACGCACCUACUACAAAAGAACAACGAUCACAAAAAUCACAAUCUACUCUCAUUAAUUUAUCAGAUGAUGAAAUACAUGCAUUUAAUGAAUUAAAACGAAUAUUAACGCAUGACUUAGUAUUACGUAUUCCAGAUCAAAAUUUAUCAUUCAAGAUACAAACCGAUGCAUCAAAGAUUGGAAUUGGAGCUGUUCUUAUGCAGACUCAUCCAAAUGGAGAUUUACCAAUUGCAUAUUUAUCGAAGAAACUUACAACAACACAAAUGAACUGGCCUGCAACAGAACAAGAAUGCUAUGCUAUUAUAUUUGCAAUUGAAAAAUGGCACAAAUAUUUAGAUGGACGUUCAUUUAUAAUUGAAACGGAUCAUAAACCAUUAUUACCAUUUAAUACGAAAAAACAAUUAAAUUCGAAAUGUGAACGAUGGCGUUUGAAAUUACAACAAUAUCAAUUUACUAUACGAUAUAUUAAAGGAAAACAUAAUACAGUAGCAGAUUAUUUAUCUCGUUCACCUGUAGACAAUGCAACAAAUGAUGAAGACGAUUAUACUCCAACGACAUCCAGAGCAACACAAACUGAUAAUCAUAUGCAGACACAAAUUAUUGCACCUAUUAUGACUCGUAGACAAGCAAGACAACAGCUUAAUGAGAGGACUGAUCAUCACGUACCAGAUCAGACCUGUAAUGGAAAUCGACAAUAG
Molecule: messenger RNA, 3730 nt
Organism: Rotaria sordida
Lineage: Eukaryota; Metazoa; Rotifera; Eurotatoria; Philodinida; Philodinidae
Source: the annotation of a GenBank genome assembly